Molecule: messenger RNA, 3328 nt
Organism: Hyla sarda
Lineage: Eukaryota; Metazoa; Chordata; Amphibia; Anura; Hylidae
Gene: PPP1R13L
Product: protein phosphatase 1 regulatory subunit 13 like
Exons: 11
Coding region: 702-3164 (820 amino acids)
Biological process (GO): regulation of transcription by RNA polymerase II; positive regulation of cell differentiation
Molecular function (GO): transcription factor binding
Source: RefSeq, a predicted model, not a curated record
GAUGAUAUGUGUAGUGCCCACUAUAGGUUGUGUAUGGAGUAAUGUAUAGGGUCCAGUAUAGGUUUUGUAUAGGAUGAUAUGUGUAGUGUGCUGUGUAGAGCCCACUAUAGGUUGUGUAUGUGUGAUAAAUAUGGCUGUUUAUGUGGUGCCAUAGAUGCUCAUGUAUACGGUAUCUGUUCUCGUACACACUGUACCUUGUGUUCGUCCCGAGCAGUAGGCGAUAUUUAAUACGAUGAUUGCAGGGUGGAGUAUACAGGGAAGGGAUCGGCACAUUGGGCAACAGAUACUGAGCAGGUCCUCCCUAUGUGUACACACAUGUGCAGGACAGCAGAGGAGUCUCCCAUCAUUUCUUUCUUCAUCCUUUAAUGGUGGUCGAAUAGAUAAUCAGGCUGUGUGUGUGGAAAAUUAUCAUAGACAAGAAAUGUUGUCAUGUGGAUACAGGCAGAGACCCCCUAAGAAUGCAGCACAGGGCCCCCUCUAUCCAAAACCAUAAAUCAGGGCCUUUAUAAGGCUGGAUCAGGGCCUUUAUAAGGGUCGGAUGUUUUCAUGGAGCUUAAGGUUCACGGUGUGCCCCCCGGCUGCACGAGCCCGUCUUACCACAAUUACUAACAGAUGAGGCCGUUCCUGAGCCGUGUCCUCACCCAUAGCCUGGAGGGUGAGACGUCUCCGCAGGAUCAGCUUUGGCAGCUCAGGAGCUGAAUAUGAAGCAGAUGGAAUUGGACUCUGCCACAGCCAAACUGGAUCAACUGCGAUGGGAACUGGAAAAGGGAAAGCCAUCCAAUUCCCCCAGCAAGGCGGAGGGGGCAGAAACUUUCAACCGUCAAAACUCAAACCCCAACCAGUCACCGUCCCUCACCCUCUGGUCUGUGGCACCACAGUCCCCAUCAUCGCUCAACCUGACACCUCAAAUACAGGGUACACAGGGUUCUGAAGCUUUCAUCCGUCAGAACUCCAACCCCAGCCUGUCACCCUCCCUCACCCGCCGCUCUGUGGUGGCACCUCAAUCCCCAUCCUCGCUCAGCCUGACUCCUCAACUGCAUUCCACCAGGUCCAGACAAGAGUCUACCCUGGCGGCCCCAAUGUCACUGUCUAUGACCAUGAACUCCACGUCCACUGUGCCUUCUGUAUCCUUCAGCUCCUCCCCGAACUUUACCCGCAGGUCCCUGCCAGCCGAUGGUGGUGACACAUAUAUGACUGUCCCAUCCCGACCAUCAUGGGGUCGCCCCACCUCCCCUCGUCUCCAGUACUUUGAGCGCCCUGCAUCUUCCUCACCAGCCCGUCUGUCUUCUGGUUCCUAUGAUUAUGGCUUUGUGCCCAGGUCAGUCUCUCCUGCCCCCGAUGGACCUCCCAUGGGCAUGUACACAGAAUGGGCUCCACCUCACAGACCCCCUCCAGCCUACGAGGCUCCUCUGGGAUUCUCUGCACCUCGCUACUCAGAUAAUGUCGGCUCCCUCCAGCGCCGCCCUCCCCAGCGCAGCUGGAAUGAGUCAGAUCUGGACACCGUUUUUGACAAGAAGACCCAUCAAGAAAGGUCUGAUCGGGUGUCUCUGGGUGGAGUCCCUGUCAUGAAGGCCUGGAGGGAGAGCAGUCUGGACCCGGCCCCGGUGAAGGGCAAGGGCGAGGUCACUGUCUCCUCCACCCUUCCUCGGGGCUACAAGUUCUCUUCAAUGGACCGUGGUCCUCAAGGGCCGGAUCCUGGUUGGAAGACUGGUUCAGGAACCUUGCCCAGAUCUCUUCCUUCUCAGCAACCCAUCUCUCGCAUUCCUGUUCCUCCUCCUGGAGGCCGGGGCCAGCCACACAGACCACUGCCCCUCUCAAUGAUCUUCCGUCUUCAGAAUGCAUUCUGGGAGCACCAGGCACCACCCCAAAUGUAUUCAUCCACUCAAAUGAAUAUGCCACCUGCAGCACCAGUGUCAAUUCCUGUCGUGCCUGAAUUUCCCAUGCCAGCUGCAACACCUGUGACCCCAGCUCCAAAUGAAGAGGUCCCUAGGCCUCUAAGCCCCACCCGCCUUCAGCCACAGCUGCCCCCUUCCUUAGCAGAGGUACAGAGGGUUCUGGAAGAUAUUCCUCGACCACUGAGAAGACGAGGCUCCCAGGAACACACUGCACUGACCCAGCCACAUUCUUCAGAUCGGAGACAAUAUCGGCAAAUCAUGGGGCGACUCUUUGGAAGGGCGGCUCCUAAACCCUCUUUUGUUCCGGAACAGACAAAAACUGAGGAGAAACUUCAAGGAUCUGGAAAUAAAGCCGCUCUAUCUUUAGAGGAACAAGUAGCAGAGGCUGAGAUUAUCUCCAGGAUGAACCCCAUCCCUGAGGAGCCAAAGACUGAAGACAAGCCUCAAAACUCCACCAUCAAGUCUAGCAUUAGCCCAGAGGAUCCCAUGUGCAUCAUCCUGGAAGCAUCUGAGUCCAGGGUGGGAGCAACAGCUCCUGUACAACUAGAUCUGGAGUUCAGUGUUCCAGUUGUGGUCAGCAGAGGCCAAAACCCGGAACUUCGUUCAGCCUUGAGAGGUCGUAAUUCUCCUCGCAGGGGUCAGCCCCGACGUGCCCGGCUGGACCCCCUGAUUCUGCUGCUCGAUGGGGCACUAACUGGAGAGCUGGAUGUGGUCACUCAGGCUUUGAGAGAGGUAAAAGAUCCAAGUCAACCAAAUGAGGAAGGAAUCACUGCCCUUCACAACGCUAUCUGUGGCGCCAAUUUCCAUAUAGUCAACCUGCUUAUUACCAGUGGUGCCAAUGUGAACGCAGCGGACAGCCAUGGAUGGACUCCUCUUCAUUGUGCCGCUUCCUGCAAUGACCUCCAGAUCUGCCAUACUUUGGUACGACAUGGAGCCGCCAUUUUUGCCACAACCUUUAGUGAUGGCAGCUUAGCUGUGGAUAAAUGUGAUCCCUACAGGGAAGGCUACAAGGAAUGCCUCACCUAUCUGACAGAGGUUGAGCAAUGUAUGGGGGAGACGCAGAGCGGAGUGGUCUACGCCGUAUGGGAUUACACCGCAGAGUUUGCUGAUGAACUGUCUGUACGUGAGGGUGACUCCGUGACUGUUCUCCGAAAAGACGAGGAAGGCGGCAACUGGUGGUGGGCAGCACUGUGUGGGCGGGAAGGCUACGUGCCCCGCAACUAUUUUGGGAUGUACCCGAGGCUCCGUCCCCAGCGCAGUCCCCUGUGAUGGCGUUAGAAGACAUGUAGAGGACUUGUGUAUGCGUGUGUGUGUGUUGUUUACAGGCGGCUGCAUGAUGGUGUGCGUGUGAAUUGUCACUUUCUUCCUGUUGCUUCUUUUAGACUUUGUAUAAAAAAGAAAAAAUUUUUUUUUGUAAUAAAAUGAUGAUCAUU